AUGAAUGCCCUCGACGGUGUUCCCUUCAAGGUGCCCAAUGGCUUUGUGAUAGACACGGAGCUUCUCCCUGAGCCAGAACUCAGUGUCCCGGCCUGCAGGGAGCUUCUGCUGGGUUCUAUGCAUGACUUCAGCCUGGAGAGGAGGGCGCUUUUCUGGGUGGAGGCCGCCGUCCGGGGAUCCUGCCCGUACCAGUGCGGUGACCUGGGAAUCUCAUCGGCCCCUCCGGCCUGGCUCUUGCUGGUCAGUCCCGAAUACCAGCUGGCGCCUGCUCCUGUUACUAUCAAAGACCCAGAAGCCGGACCCCAGGAGUGGCCAGACGAGGAGCAGGACGACGACGACGAUGCGAAUGAAGAAGGCUCCUCUGCCAGCGAGGAAGAGCCGGGCUCCUGCAGCCCCGACCCCGGCUCCCCCGCGGGUGGUGGCCCGGGCCAUCGCCUGUGCUCACUGGACGUGCUGCGCAGCGUGAGGUCGGAGCUGGCGGGGGCGCGGCGGCGGCUCUCCGAGGGCAGGCUGGCUGCCAGUCCCCGCGCGCUCCUGCACUGCUUCCGCCGUCACCGAGCGCUGAGCCUGUGCUCCGGGCCCACACUGCCACCACCGGGGCCCGCUCCCCAGCUCCCCAGCGCCUCAGAGCCGCCCCCAAGGCCCUCCACGGCCGGGGCCAUGCCUCCGCUGCGGAGCCACAAGCCCACAGUCGCGUACCUCAGCCCGUACACCUGCCUGCCACCUCUAGGGGAGGCACCCCAGCCUGUCAACACAAACAGAUCACAACCUGACACUGCAGCUGACCUGCUGUCGGCCCUGAGCCAGGAGGAGCAAGACCUCAUUGGGCCAGUGGUGGCCCUGGGAUAUCCCCUGCGAAGGGCCAUUGUGGCUCUGCAGAAGACAGGGAGACAGAGCUUGAGCCAGUUUCUCAGCUACCUCAGCGCCAGUGACCGGCUGUUGCAUCAGGGCUAUGAGGAAGGCCUGGUGGAGGAAGCCAUGGAGAUGUUCCAGUUCUCUGAGAGCCAGGCAGGGGAGUUCCUGCGCCUUUGGGAACAGUUCAGUGACAUGGGCUUCCAGCAGGAUCGGAUCAAAGAGGUGCUAUUGGUACAUGGCAACCGUCGAGAGCAAGCCCUGGAGGAGCUGGUGGCCUGUGCCCAGUGACUGCUGAGCACUACUCAAUGCCUGUGCAUCCCUGUCCAGGGCCAGACCUGGCAAUUCAUCCUACCUGUAUUAUUAAAACCAAGUAAAAAUAACAAA
Otolemur garnettii (small-eared galago) is the source of this 1239-nucleotide messenger RNA. It is a transcript of the gene UBAP1L, whose product is annotated as ubiquitin associated protein 1 like. Gene Ontology annotation, biological process: ubiquitin-dependent protein catabolic process via the multivesicular body sorting pathway. Gene Ontology annotation, molecular function: ubiquitin binding. The record is from RefSeq and is a predicted model, not a curated record. Lineage: Eukaryota; Metazoa; Chordata; Mammalia; Primates; Galagidae. Gene Ontology annotation, cellular component: ESCRT I complex. The transcript has 5 exons. The coding region runs from base 1 to 1143 and encodes 380 amino acids.